CUUGAGCUCAAGCUUUGCUGAAACUGGCCUCGUCUAUGCUGUACUACUGGGCAGUUUCCCAUACCUCAACUAGAUCUUCAUAGCUUCUCUCAAUCUCUUGUUCUUUGUUUUCUCUCGUAGAGUCUUAGGUUUAUCGGCUUUUGUUUGUUUUCUGUGCUGUUUGUUUGGUUCGGACAGUUUUGUUGCGACGAGGAAAUCUGAGUUUCAUGUUCAAAACCUGAGUUUGUUUACGGAUUUAAGCAAGUUAGAGAUAUUUGUGAGAGAAACAAAAAAAAUGUGGGAUCUCAAUGACUGUCCUGAUCAGAGAGCAGUGGACGAUGAAUCCGAAGGCUGCUCGUCCCAGAAGACCAACUCCGGCGACGGCGACGACGACAAGGGCAAGAGGGUCGGAUCCGUGUCCAACUCCAGCUCCUCCGCCGUGGUCAUCGAGGACGGAUCAGACGUCGACGAAGACGCCAACCCCAGCAGGAAGCGCGGCAGCAAGAUAUUCGGGUUCUCCGUCACCGACGACGACGCCGUCGACGGCGCUGAUCCUCCUCCUGUCACCCAUCAGUUCUUCCCGGUCGACGACUCCUCCGAAACCGGAGCCGCGGCUGCUGCUUCGUCAUCUUCUGCUUUCCCGAGGGCCCACUGGGUCGGAGUCAAGUUCUGCCAGGCGGACUCUGCCGGCCCCGGAAAACCGGCGGAGGCGUCGCCGCAGCAGAAUCAGCAGCAGCAGCCGAUGAAGAAGAGCCGGCGUGGUCCCCGGUCGAGGAGCUCUCAGUACAGAGGGGUAACGUUUUACCGGAGGACCGGCCGUUGGGAAUCCCAUAUAUGGGAUUGCGGGAAGCAAGUUUAUCUUGGUGGAUUCGACACAGCACAUGCAGCUGCUCGAGCUUAUGAUAGAGCGGCGAUCAAGUUUAGGGGAGUAGAGGCUGAUAUAAAUUUCAACAUUGAAGAUUAUGAAGAAGACUUGAAACAGAUGAGCAAUUUAACAAAGGAGGAAUUUGUGCAUGUACUUCGCCGACAAAGCACCGGGUUCCCUCGAGGUAGCUCAAAAUAUAGAGGAGUGACUUUGCACAAGUGUGGGAGAUGGGAGGCUCGGAUGGGCCAAUUCUUAGGCAAAAAGUACGUUUAUUUGGGAUUGUUUGAUACUGAGAUUGAUGCGGCAAGGGCCUAUGACAAAGCUGCAAUCAAGUGCAAUGGGAAAGAAGCUGUCACUAACUUCGAUCCCAGCAUCUAUGAGAGUGAGCUGAACACAACUGAGCCUGCUUCUGGUAAUAAUAAUGCUGCAGAUCAUAAUCUGGAUUUGAGUUUGGGAAAUUCAAACCGGAAGAAGAACAACCCAGCAUUUGGGACUGCUCAAAAUCACUCACAUCAAAACACUGCAAUCGAACAACAGCAGCAGCAGCAACAGCAACAGCAACAGCAACAACAUUCUGCCUCUACGCAAUUUGAAUCCAAUUGGAGGAACAAUCAAGGAUUUCGGGCCAAGCCUAGAGAGGAUAAUGACAUCCGUAGAAGAGAUGGGUACUUGGAGAAUGAAGCCAUGCAACUUCUUCUCCGCACAAACCUCCAAUCUCCAUCCCCGACUCAAAUGCACAAGUAUGGGCAGUUUAAUCAGUUCCGAAGCCCUGCCGGAGAGACACCGGCACAAAUGCCUCCCCAUUUUCCACCACAUAGUUUUAACUCUCCAAAUUAUCCGGUUCAGUUUCCGAGCAGCAGCGAGGUCGGAGCGCGCAUUGGGAGUGAUCUCACGCUGUCGAUGAGUGAUCGACAACAAUGGCAACCUGGUCAUGCCUCCGAGUUAUUCGCUAGUGCUGCAGCAUCAUCAGGAUUCCCACCGCAAAUUAGACCACCACCAUCACAAAAUGGCUGGCUGCAGAAGAAUAAUGGCUUCCACUCCCUCGCUAGGCGCAGUUGAGAUCGAUAUUUGGACUAGGGAGAUCACCCUCUAACAAUUUUCUCUGCCUUUCUUUACCAGAAAUCAUCAAGAUUGUCCUAACUAGUUGAUCAAGCUAGCCAAGUACUCUAUUAUGUAAGCUAAUUAAAUCUUCCAAAAACGAUGUCGUUUGGUAGCAUGAAUGAAGAGAAGAAAAAAAAAAAUCGGAAGUAAGGUAAUUCCAAUUUCCUGGGG
Fragaria vesca subsp. vesca is the source of this 2116-nucleotide messenger RNA. Its product is annotated as floral homeotic protein APETALA 2-like. Lineage: Eukaryota; Viridiplantae; Streptophyta; Magnoliopsida; Rosales; Rosaceae. Gene Ontology annotation, molecular function: DNA-binding transcription factor activity; DNA binding. Gene Ontology annotation, biological process: regulation of DNA-templated transcription. The record is from RefSeq and is a predicted model, not a curated record. The transcript has 10 exons. Bases 275 to 1903 code for a protein of 542 amino acids.